This is a messenger RNA of Rotaria socialis, 435 nucleotides long. The record is from the annotation of a GenBank genome assembly. NCBI's taxonomy places the organism in Eukaryota, Metazoa, Rotifera, Eurotatoria, Philodinida, Philodinidae.
AUGAAAUUGGAUGAAUUGCCACCUGAACUGUUAUUUAAAAUUUCAACUUAUUUGACUUUGUUCGAUAUUGGAUACUCAUUGAUGGGUGUCUCCAAUCAUCUAGAUAAGUUGUUUGCUGAAAAUAAAAAUGAUCAUCGUACACUGGCUUUUCACGAUGGCCGUUGUUCGUAUUCUCUUUAUCGAGCUUUUCUAGACGAUCACAAUGGUUUCCGUACACGUUGUUUAAGUAUUUUUAUUCGUUCAUUGGUAUUGGGCGGCUUUUGCAACAUAACCUGUGCUUAUGGUAUUCUCUCCAAAUGGGCUGAUAGCACACCUUCAUUCUUACCUUCUGUACGAAUACUCACUCUAUCUAAUAUGCAGUUUUUUCACAAAUAUUGCUACAAACCACUUGCCUUGAUUCUUGCUUGCGGUACUGAUACUAGUAUCAUAGGAUAA